Phasianus colchicus (ring-necked pheasant) is the source of this 3220-nucleotide messenger RNA. It is a transcript of the gene MPHOSPH8, whose product is annotated as M-phase phosphoprotein 8. Gene Ontology annotation, molecular function: chromatin binding. The record is from RefSeq and is a predicted model, not a curated record. Lineage: Eukaryota; Metazoa; Chordata; Aves; Galliformes; Phasianidae. Gene Ontology annotation, cellular component: nucleus; heterochromatin.
UCACAGCUUUGUGACAGCACUUCUCACUUCUGUUCCAGCCGUGCCACCGGCGCCAGUUUUCACGUGGGCUGGAAGGCAUAAGUGGCAGCACUCCUCGGUACGCUGCUUCCGGCACAGCUCUGCUAACACUCUGGCUCUGGCAGAGGCGAUCAGCGAAGCAACAAACCGUUAUGGCCUUUUCUCACACGAAGAACACAUCGGCCCGACGCAGCCCGCCGCCCAAAGGCGCAGCCGCCCGCCGCGCGCGGAGGACGCGUAGGCCCCGCCUCUCCCGUGACGUCACGGCAGCCGGGCGCCGAUUGGCUGCCGCGGGUGUCGCAGCCGCUUUUCCCCAUCGCCGUUUGAAACUCGGCCCAAAAUGGCUGCGGCGGGGAGCGGGGCCGAGGCGGCGGCGGCCAGGCUGGAGGGGGCGGGGGAAGAGGAGGAGACGGAGACGGCGGCCGGGGACGGGGAAAACGAGGUGGUGGACGGCGGCGGGGCGGCGGGCGCCGGCGGUGAGAGCGAGGAGGAGGAGGAAGAGGAGGAGGAGGACGACGUGUUCGAAGUGGAGAAGAUCCUCGACGUGAAGACCGAGGGGGGUGUAAUUCUGUACAAAGUCCGGUGGAAGGGCUAUACCUCUGAUGACGAUACCUGGGAACCAGAGGUUCAUUUGGAAGACUGCAAAGAAGUGCUGCUUGAAUUCAGAAGAAAGUUUGUGGACACCAAGGCAAAGGCUGUGAAAAAGGACCUUCAGAAAUUUUCUUUAAAUGAUGACGUGUUUGAAACAGAAUCUGACAUUGAUGGGCAAAGCGAAACAAAAGAGGAUGUUUCACCAAAGAAGAAAAAGAAAAAGUCAAGAGAGGGAGAGGAUAGAAGUGCAGAUGACCUGAAGAAGAAAAAGUCAAAGUCUGCAAAAGUCAAAGAGAAACUCAGGACAGAAUGUGAAAGUUCUUCAGAUACUUUGGGGUUGGAUUCAAAACCCAAAAAAAGGACUUCAGAAACAAAGGAAGAUUCAAAGGAUUCAAAGAAGCAAAGGAAAGAAGAUACUAAGGAAGUAAAGAAAAAGAAGGGAGAAGUUAAAGAUGCAAAAAUAAAAACUAAAGAAGAUUCUAAAGAAAGUAAAAAAUCACGGAAGGAGAAGCAAGGAGAUGCUCAGUUUGACACAGAGCCGAGUACUUUAGAUGAUGCACUUUUUCAGGAGAUUGACAAUGAAAAUCCACAGUUAUGCUCUGAAAAUAAAGAGGAGGAACAACAAGUAAAAUGUGAAACAGAGAGGAUGGAAGAAGAAAUUGCUGAAAAAGAUUCCAUUGCUGACAGACAGCUUGAUGGAUCAGCAAGUAAUGAAGAUGAUAGUGUCGAGGUUAAGGCUAAAAGAAAGAAGAAAAAAAAUCAGAAAAUGGAAGAUUACAAAGAGGAGGAUAGAAAAGUGGAAAUCAAAGAUACCUAUUUGGAGAAGAAAGGCAUACUCAAAAAGCAGAAAAGUCAAGAAAAAGUGAAAGUGGUGGCUGCAGAGUUGGAGAAAGUGUCAGCUGCUCCCGUGCUGGCACAGAAGGCUUUGAGGGUGAGCGAUGAGGAGAGAGGAUGCAAAUCCAUGGAGUCAGGAGAGGAGGAGAAAGAAAUAAAGAAAACUGAAAUGAAAGAAAAAUCUGUAAAAAAAGAGUCUGAAAAAGAAGAAAAGAGUAGAAAAGAACAGAAGGUCCUGAAAAGCUAUAAGGACAUCAAAAGUGCACUUGACAUGUUUAAUGUAGCUUCAGAAGAAAAAAAGGAAUGCUCUGAGAAUAACUGCAAAAAAGAAGAACCCUCGCUAGAAUAUAAAUUCAUAGAAGAAUUAAAAUUAAAAGACAGCAAAGUGCACAAGGAGAGGAGGAUAAAAGAUGAAGCAGAAACAUGGAAUUACGUUGCUGCAGGAGGUGGUCGAGAAGUAGUGGAUGUGUGUCAAAUGGAGAACUCUGAUGGCAAGCAACCAGUUUUGAGUUUGGGUAUGGACAUGCAGUUAGAAUGGCUAACGCUAGAAGACUUUCAGAAGCAUCUUGAUGGAGAAGAUGAGAAUCACAUCUCAGCAGAACCAGUAUCCAGUACGCUCCUGAGGGAUGCUGUCAAAAGUGGAGAUUAUAUGACAGUAAAGAUGGCACUUUCUUCAAGCGAGGAAUAUAAUCUGGAUCAAGAGGAUUCCAGUGGAAUGACUCUAGUAAUGCUUGCUGCUGCUGGUGGACAUGAUGACCUCCUCCGGGUCCUAAUCAGGAAGGGAGCUAAAGUUAAUGGCAGGCAGAAAAAUGGAACAACCGCACUGAUACACGCAGCUGAAAAGAACUUUCUAACAACAGUAGCUAUUCUUCUGGAAGCUGGAGCAUUUGUGAACAUGCAGCAGAGCAGCGGUGAGACUGCUUUAAUGAAGGCAUGUAAAAGAGGGAAUUCGGACAUUGUGCGGCUUAUGAUUGAAAGCGGAGCGGACUGCAACAUUUUGUCAAAGCAUCAGAACAGUGCACUGCAUUUUGCUAAGCAGUGUAACAAUAUCCUGGUGUACGAACAGCUCAAGAGUCAUUUGGAAACACUCUCAAGAGUAGCAGAAGAUACCAUCAGGGACUAUUUUGAAGCUCGCCUUGUUUUGCUGGAGCCGGUCUUCCCAAUUGCUUGUCACCGUCUCUGCGAAGGGCCAGACUUCUCCACAGACUUCAACUAUAAACCCCCACAGAAUGUGCCAGAAGGAUGUGGAAUUCUUCUCUUUAUUUUCCAUGCAAAUUUCUUUGGUAAAGAAGUCGUUGCUCGGCUCUGUGGACCAUGCAGUGUACAAGCUGUGGUUUUAAAUGACAAAUUCCAGCUCCCUGUAUUUUUGGACAGUCACUUUAUUUAUUCCUUCAGCCCAACUGCAGGCCUUAACAAGCUUUUUAUCCGGCUAGCAGAAGCUCCUACAGCCAAGGUGAAGCUGCUAAUAGGAGCAUACAGAGUGCAGCUGCAGUGACCUCACAGUUGCGAGCCUGUUGAGUGGCCUGACACCUUUGCGAUAUACUUCUGAGUCCUUCGUUUAGAGACUGACAAAGCAGUUUGGAACUUUCUGGCACCACACUCUUAGUCCCAGGUUCCCAUCUCCAUGUUGUUCGUUGGCAGUCAUACAGGAAAGUGUGUGUUAGAGAGCAGCUGAAUACGCUGUGCUGGUUGGGACAGGGUUGUCAGCUCUUUUUUGAUUUGUACAGACAUAGAUGUAAGUAUUUGUGCCAAUACAUACAAUGCUGUCUGUCUUUAA